AUUCAGCCUAUUCUCUACUCAAUUGAUUGCGCUCGUAGGUUGAAAAAAUAAAAUUAAAAAUAGACAAAGAACCACAAAAAAGUGUCUUGCAAAUAUUAGUGAGCUUCGGAAGAUACAAAAAAAAUAUGUGAUAAGAUUAGAUAAGGCUUCGUAAAUAGAUAUAUUUGUCUCCACCUCGACGAGCCAUACAGCUUGUGUGAAUUUGUUGAUAAGAAAUGCAUUCGACGAACAUUUUAUCGCAUCUACGACGAAUAAAGCGACCAUGAUAUCAGAUACGGUCCGUAGUGUUCCGAGUUCUGUUGGACAAGGCAAAAGCCUGAUUUUACGGAGAUAAAAAAAUACAAAAAAAUUUUAAUUAAAAAUUUUGAAACAGUACAAGAAAUUAUCAAAGAAAAAUGGGACUACCUAGAAAUAAGUUUCUACUUUUAAUAACGUUAGUGCUAAGUUCCGUCCUUCUAGUCACCAAAGCAGCGGAUAAUGAUCUAAAAAUUUGCCAGAAAUGUAAAUGUGAUCGCAGCAACAGAACCCUCGACUGUUCGAGUCGACAACUCACCACCCUCUUCGACGACGCCGACUGGAAAGCCUUGAACAGUUCCGGUUUCGAUUUCGACACUGUCAAUUUUGCGGGAAAUGCUAUCACCAAUGUCACGCAGCUGCCGCAACUUCCGAUAAAGUUCCUCGAUAUCAGUCACAAUGGCAUUAGUGCGUUUGCGCGACGUGCUUUCCUCAAUUUGGAACUACUAGAAACCCUGGAUUUGUCCUAUAAUCAGAUCAAAUCGGACGCUUUGAUACCCGAAGUCUUCGAGGGACACUUUGAUGCUUCCACGUACGAGCCACUGAAGAAGGUGCGCGUCUUGCGACUCGGCAACAACUUGAUUCACGUGUUCAAACAAGACCUUUUCGAGCAUUUUACGGCGCUGGAAGAACUUUAUUUGGACGAAAAUCCCUUUAUUGCGAUUGAUAAACAGACGGAAAUUGCAAUUUCGGACAUUCCAAAGCUCCGAGUGCUCGAUAUGAGUUCGUUGCAGUUGAAAAAACUGCCGGAACAUAUUUUCCAUGCCAGUAGCAAGACGUUGGAAGUGCUGAAUUUGAGUGAUAACGGGUUGCAUCACGUUCCCGAUGCCCUUCAGUAUGCCACGAAUUUGAAAGAAUUGACUUUGGAUAGUAACCCGAUCAAUAAUAUUGAAUACGCAAACAUUUUUCCACACAUGCCCAAGUUGGAAAAACUCAGUCUCUCGUACAUGUCGAACAUGGAAGUCAUCGGAGAGGGAGCUUUCAGUGGACUUACCGCCCUUAAGGAAUUCCACGCCGUUCAAAAUAUUUAUUUGAAGGAAAUUGCUCCGGAAGCGUUCGCUCGUCCCGGUCAAGAAAUCAAAGAACGUCUGGAAUUCCCACCAAUCGAAAAAUUUAUCGUUCACAACAACAAUAUAUCGCGUUUAGAUAGAAAUUUAUUCGCUGAUUGGGAAGACAUCAAAGUAAUUGACUUGAGAUUCAACCCGUGGGCUUGCGAAUGUAACAAUCAAUGGAUGCUCGAUACGCUUAUACCGCAAAUUAUCAAUAAUAAUGAGCCCUUAUCGCAUGAUUUGAAAUGUGUCACUCCAUCGCAAAUGUCGGGCAAAAAAUUACGCGAUUUAGCGGAAAAUCACAGAACGAUGCGGUGUUUGGACAAAUACGGGAAUCACCCGGAACAUGAUGGAAAUAUUUUGAUUGGAUUGCUGUUGGGAAUUUGCAUUGGAAUCCCCUUGACGAUGGUGGUGAUGGUUAUUUUCCGUCGCGGAUGCUUUGGACUCGUUCGACCACGAGGCGCAGGCGACUUUUCACGUGCGUACUAUCAACGUGCUGGCGUUUACGAUGACACGAUGCAUCACAUUUAAACAAAAAAUUCUUAUCUGGCAUUUUAUUUUAUUUUUUUUAACUAAAUUAUAGGAAAGUAUGUGACUUAAAAAAAUUUGUGUGAUUUUUUGUGGAAUAAAUUUACUGCUUAAUUAA
Molecule: messenger RNA, 1989 nt
Organism: Culicoides brevitarsis
Lineage: Eukaryota; Metazoa; Arthropoda; Insecta; Diptera; Ceratopogonidae
Product: leucine-rich repeat transmembrane protein FLRT3-like
Exons: 6
Coding region: 396-1874 (492 amino acids)
Cellular component (GO): extracellular matrix
Molecular function (GO): protein binding
Source: RefSeq, a predicted model, not a curated record